Messenger RNA from Trichoplusia ni (cabbage looper), 1427 nucleotides. RefSeq lists its product as uncharacterized. The transcript has 7 exons. The record is from RefSeq and is a predicted model, not a curated record. NCBI's taxonomy places the organism in Eukaryota, Metazoa, Arthropoda, Insecta, Lepidoptera, Noctuidae. The annotation marks the transcript as partial.
GCGCUGCGGGCGCGCCCCCGCCUGCUGGCGCUCUGCCUCGCGCACGCGUUGCUCGUGGCGCCCGCGCUGGCCGCCGCGCUGCUGGCCGCGCUCACCGACGGCGUGGACUACAGGAUCGUCAAGGGGGUGAUGCUGUGGUCGUGCGGCGGCGGCAGCGCCGGCCUGUCGCUGUCGCUGAGUGCGCGUGGCGUGGCGCCGGCGGCGGUGGCACUCGUAUACGUCGGCUCGCUGCUGGCCACGCCACUGCACACCGCGCUGCUCGUGAGUCUCUUACCUUUUUAUUGUUGUAGACUGACUGACGGACCCUGCGGGCAGGCCGCGCUGCCGCCGGCGCCGGGCGUGCUGUGCACGCUGGCCACCACGGCGGCGCCGUUCGCGCUGGGCGCGGCGCGGGGCGGGGCCGCGCGCAGCCCGCCCCCCGCCGAGCAGCUGGCGGCGCUGCUGCUGCUGUACGCCGAGUGCUGCGAGCGGCUGUGCGACGCGGAAGCCAUCCUCUACUUAAGCGACGUGCUGGUGGCGCUGGCGCUGGAGGUGUGCUGCGUGGCGUCGUCGGCGGCGUGGUGCGUGCUGUACGCGCGGGCCGGGCUGCUGUCGCCGGCGGACGCGCGCGUCGUGGCGCUGUGCGCGCUGCCGCGCUCGCUGGACACGCGCUGGGCCAUGUCGUGCGCGGCGCGGGGCAUGUGCCGGCUGCCGGGCGUGUUCGUGGCGCCGGCGCAGGCCGCGCUGCUGGCCGCGCUGGCGCCGGCGCUGCUGGCGGACCGGGACCCUGCGGAGGGCGCCUCGCCUGAGCGGGAGCUGGCGGAGGACGACCCGCCGCUGGAGAGCCGGGGCCGGCCCGAGCCCGGCGACCCGCCCGCCCUCUAGCGGCAGGCUCGGAGCUGAGAUGGAGCGAGUACGAAGCGUCUGGUUGGUGAAUAGAGACGCGCUCGUAAGAAGUAACGCAUCACUAGAUACAGAUCACUGCUAGCUAUAAAAAGGAACUGCCAAUGUUUUUGUUAAGAUGUAAGCAAUCCUAACCAGAGGCCUUAUAAUUACAGCCUUGAGUAUAUACCAAUUACCAAUAGGUUUACUGUGCGGCACAUAAAGGCACUAGAGAGAAUGACUUGGGUCAUGCUCAGGCGACAACAUGAUAUGUUGAUACGUGGUUGUGUCACUAAUUAUAAAUCUAGACUAGGCUACAAGCAGGUAGGUAGUAAUGGAACAACUAGGUAUUAUAUUGCAUUGGGCACACUUUGAGUAACUCAAGUUCUUCCUAUUCUUCGAUUUUAAUUAUGACCACAUUGAAUGUGGAGUUACUAUACUACUUGAGUAAUGACGAUUUUUCAAUCAACUAAUUAAUUAGUUGCCAUCUUAAAAGUACUUUGUUCAAAGUUGUUGUGUUAAAACGAUUUUAAAAACUAUUAAUAAUAAAGAAUUAUUUCUAAUUA